Molecule: messenger RNA, 1514 nt
Organism: Mytilus trossulus (common blue mussel)
Lineage: Eukaryota; Metazoa; Mollusca; Bivalvia; Mytilida; Mytilidae
Product: plasminogen-like
Exons: 7
Coding region: 263-1090 (275 amino acids)
Source: RefSeq, a predicted model, not a curated record
GAUGUAUUGAGUGGACACAAAACAAAUAUACAAAAUGCAGUAUUAUCAUGUUUUUUUUAAAUAGCAAGAAAUAGUCUUUGAAUUUUUCUAUAGUUUUGAGAAAGAAAAAAAGUGCGUGGUCUCCGUUUACUACAGUAACUGUAAACAUGGUACAUUAAGAGGUUUUAAUUAAAUCACCUAUUCGUGUUUUUACAACGGCAUUUUGUUUUCUUUUCUACAAAACUUGACUGGAACGCCUCUAUAUAAAGUGAUAUAAAAAGACAUGGAUUAUAUCAGGACUUUACAUGUGUUUUGGAUAUAUCUUGUUUUUGUUCGUAAAGUGUUUGGACAAGACUGUGCAGUACAUGAUGGUAAAUUUUAUGGAGAUAAUACCUGUGCUACUUUACAAACAAUUCCACCCUAUUAUACAAAAUACGGUUCAAAUAUCACUUUGCGUUGUAAGUCUCGAUUAUUGCAACAAUCCGUAGCUGGUUUCAAGUUCUGUCCAGUUGAAAUAUGUACCCCAGAAGGAUGGACAGAUGGAUAUAUUUCCUGCGCUCGAACUGAAUGCUACCACGAAACAUUAUCGAAGACAUACAUGGGAACACGUAGUUGUGGAUUUUCUGGGACGCCAUGUCAGUUAUGGAAUCAACAAUCACCACACGUGCAUUCUCACGUUAGUUCUGACUUCCCUGACCUUGAUAUCGAUCUGGCAAUGAACUAUUGUCGUGACCCAGGGGGUGCACGUGGUGAACCAUGGUGUUAUACCACUAAUCCAGACGUUACCUGGGAAUUCUGUGAAAUAACGAAGUGUGAAGGACUACCUAUGGAUUAUGGACAUUGUGCGAUAAAAGGAGGACAAAUGGCCAGCCGUGAUUAUUCAAAGACGGAUAAAGAUUUACCAAACUAUUUACAGUUGUAUCAACAUAUGACGAGAUCAAAAUUAAACUGUGCUGAGACAUGUAACUUCAAUCCCUUAUGUGAUUUAUAUACAUUCGAUUCUACUGUAAAUCGAUGUGUUUUGUACGAGUUUAACAUGAAUGGAAACUAUGUAUUAUGCAGUGGAACAGACAAAUGCUUUAUUCGACAUACUUCAUUUAUGCUUUUGUAGAGAUGUUGGAACACAAGCUUAGUGAUAACGUUUGUCUUUUUAUUCCUACAGUUAUAAGUGUACCUGUAUUCUUUGAAUAGAGGCAAUAAGGUUGUAUUUAAUCAUUUCAAUGCAUUCGUCUUGAGUUCUUGAGUUACCAUCACAGACAAUUUGUCGGCCAAAAGUUUUGAAAGGCAACUGCUUUAAAAAAACAAUGCUUCCAAAGAGUUAUUACUUACCGACAUUUAUGAAAAAAUUGACAAACAAAACAGCAUCGAUAUUGAUAAUACAUUAUACAACGAAUGAAGAUAAAACUGAUUGACUAACCAGGAGUAUAACAACAAUUCAAAGAACGAUGCAUUUACAUAUUAUCCAGCAUAAAGUCACGUGAUAAUGAUUUUCCUGUAAAGUAUUAGGGAUUGAUAAACUUGCGCUUUCUAGUAUA